Molecule: messenger RNA, 2723 nt
Organism: Mycena citricolor
Lineage: Eukaryota; Fungi; Basidiomycota; Agaricomycetes; Agaricales; Mycenaceae
Source: the annotation of a GenBank genome assembly
GCUAAAGCCAGCCCGGGACCGAAGGAAACCGAGUGACAGAAUGGGGCUCGGACAGGUUACAUUCCUUCGAGAAUGUUCCCGUGAGAUAAAUUACACGAUUUCAAUAAUCGGAGUCACUGGCUGCAUCUGCAUACUUAUCAGAGACCGGACUCAGCGGGCGCAUAUCCGUCCGUAUCACAGAUGAAAACAACAAAAAGCAGAGCAGUUGUAGUAUCUACCGGCGAAAUUUAUGGACAUAUGCUCGAAUUUGAUUCUCAAUGACUCUGAUACCUGUGCUGUCAACUUGAGCAUGACACACAGAACAUAGUCUAUCACUGCGCAGCCACUAUGAUGCAUAUGUCAUGAUGGCACGACUUGCCCAACACUUCCAGACCAUGAGAUACUCGAUUUCGGCCUUGCCACUGGCCGCCCCGUCCCAGCUACUGACUCAGAACCUCACACCCGACCGUCUCACCCCUACUGUCUCUGCGUUCCGCAGCUCCAACCAGAAGAGUCUAUCCCGUCGUGCCCGCCUGCUCGCCCCGGAAUCCCACUUCUCCUACGUCAUCCCACUGCCGACGUCCUUCCCGUACGACAUCGAGCCGCCCUCACCCGAUGGCAGCGACAACGAUGACGCGUCGGGGUCAUACAUCGAGAACUGGCUCGCCGCGCGCGAAGCAUCCGUCGCACAGCCGCCGAUCGUGCCCAACGCGCCUCUCACCAAGCAUGUUCCGCAGGUGCAGGCCGCCGGACCCGCGCGCCUGCUUGGCAUCUCCGAAACGGCCUUGAGAGAUUGCGUUCCGCACUUGGAAGUUGGGGACGCGUUCGCGCAUCUCGGCGCCCCUGGGCUCGCAGGCACCGAGCCUGCAGAGGAACCGGAGGACGGCUUACCGGAAGCGGUGGCCGCGCGUGAGGAUCUCGUGGACGUUUGCAGCGGCCGCGCGGUGCUCAUGUCCGACACAUUCGCCCCUUGGUCCAUGCGAUACAGUGGACACCAGUUUGGGAGCUGGGCGGGGCAGCUGGGAGAUGGUCGUGCUACCUCGAUCCUCGUCACUCCCCAUCCUUCGGAUCCAGUGCUGACGUAUGAGCUGCAGCUCAAAGGUUCCGGGAGGACACCCUUCUCACGCUCCGCUGACGGGCUUGCCGUGACGCGCUCUAGUAUUCGUGAAUAUCUGGGCUCGGAAGCUAUGCAAGCUCUGGGGAUUCCCACGACCCGUGCACUGUCUCUCGUCUCGCUCCCCGAUGUGAGCGUCGCUCGAGAGAAGCUCGAGAAAGCGUGCGUUCUCACGCGCCUUGCGCCGUCGUUCGUGCGGAUCGGUUGUUUCGAGGCCUUCUCGCCGCCCCAAAACACGUUCCUCUUCGGCGGUGGCCAGCAGGUCGCUCACUGGGACGGUCUGCGCAUCCUCGGCGAGUGGGUAGCCAAGAAUGUGCUCGGUCUGGACGUUGGGAAGCCGUGGGGACAAGCGCUGGUCCUUGAGGCUGCGAGACGAAACGCACUGAUGGUGGCUGGGUGGCAAGCCUACGGAUUCAUGCAUGGGGUGAUCAACACUGACAAUGUAUCGAUCAUGGGCCUGACGAUCGACUACGGACCUUUUGCGUUCAUGGACGUAUUUGAUCCCUACCACAUCUGCAACCACACCGAUGAGGAGGGUCGCUAUGCGUAUCGGUCCCAACCCACGAACAUCCUGUUUGCUCUGCGAGCAUUGCACACGGCGCUUGCCCCGCUCAUUGGAGCCGAGCUGUCUCUGGGACAUGCGGUCGAGGCCGGCUGGGCUGAGGGCGGAGACAUCGCAGCCUGGAAGACUAGCGGAUUGGAUGCUUUGAAAGACGAAAUCGAGCGGGUCACGCAAAGCGAGAUGGCGGCUUCCUACGCCGAACUCAUGAGGAAGCGACUCGCUCUCCGCACUGCAGAAUCCACAGAUGAAGCGAAGAUCGUCCGGCCUCUACUCGACCUGAUGGCCGACCAGAAGCUCGACUUCCAUGGAACGUUCCGGACGUUGUGCGGAUUCUCGCCCGGGAUGUCAAGUGACGAGAAAGACCGACUGGUGGAAAGGCUGCAGGCACAAGCGCCCGACAUGCAACUGGUAGAUCAAGCCGCCGGAUCGAAAGCCUUGCGCGACUGGCUUGACGUCUAUUCCGAGCGUGUCGAGCGAGAGGCUGAUGCCUGGGGGGCAGGGGAUCGUCAAGCCGCAGCUCGCAACGCCAACCCGCGCUUUGUCCUGCGGCAGUGGGUCCUCGAGGAGGUGAUCGCCGUCGUCGAGAAGGACCCUGUGCGCGGAAAGCAGAUGCUCGCCAAGGUCAUGCAUAUGGCGUCGAAUCCGUUCCAGACGUGGGGAGCGGAAGACUCGGUUGAGGAAUUGAGCGCAGAGGAGACGGAGGAACGACGGUUCUGCGGUUUUGGAGAGAAGAAGAUGCUAGGAUUCCAGUGCAGCUGCUCGAGCUGAGGAACUGAAUGUAUCUGUGCAGAAAGAUAAGAAUCGAAUCGUACGGUCAUCUGUGCAUAUAUGAACCGGGAACGACUAGCGAGUGCGUAGCGUUAAGCAACAAAAAUCGCUGAGUAGUCUGUAAACUUCUGCUUGACCCCUCCUCAGCCGAAUUAACACUAUUUGAUGAACGUUCGAUGGGACAUUUCACUUGUGAUUUCCGUGUCCAGGGCUACACAUAGAACAUACAGUUCCGGCAAUGCGUAGGGGGCCGCAAGACUAGAGAGAUGUGGAAACUCGCACAACUAUGCGGGCGGAAGA